AUGGCCGCGCGAUACGAACCGGGGAUUGGAGCUCCCACUGUGGGACUGGCUCUCAGCGGCUCCAAGUCCAGCACCUACGUCCUCCAGUGGGCUCUCGCAAAGUUCGCCCCCGCCGCCGCCGCCUUCAGGCUCAUCCAUGUCCUCACCCCGGUCCUGGCUGUACCCACAGAACUGGGGAACUACAUCCCGAUCGACAAAGUGCGCCCCGACAAAUCGGACGCGUACGUCAAGAUGGUGCAGCUGAAGGCGCAGGAAAUGCUCGCCCGCUGCAAGAACAUGUGUGACAAAAGCAAGGUUGAAGCUCAAAUGCUGCUUGUGAACGGCAGUGAUGUCGCGGAUACUAUUUCCAAUCUCGUUGCUCAGUACCAGAUACAGAUCCUCGUCGUCGGCAACCCUACCAGCAGGAGCGCCUUUACUAGGAAGUCCAGUGGAAGUAGGACGUCAUCCAAAAUCUGCAAGAGUGUCCCCAGCUUUUGCACAGCGUACGUCGUCUCAAAGGAUGGACUGUCUUCGGUCUACGCUCCUGGAUCAGAAAUCGGCUCGUCCUCUGGCUCAAUGGUACCAAAAGGCAGCUGCAGCAGCUCUAGCAGCGAACUAUUUUCAGAUGGAACAUCCUCGAUAUCAGAUAUGAACAACGGUUCAGGACAGGGUCUGUUUGGUUUUCCACGUCUGCCAAGCUCCAAUUCUGCAUCAGAGAACCUUGGAAGUAGUUCAUCUGCUGAAGGUCAUCGCUCAUUUACUCUAUAUGAUUAUCUCACUGGAAAUGCAUCAUAUAAUGAUAAGGACAGAAGAAUCGCCUCAUGCACUAGUGCUGAAAGCUCUGUCUCAAGUAAAUUGUGGGGUUCGGACAAGGUACCAAUGAAAGAAAGUUCAUUGCAGGGAUUAAUACUUUCGGACAAUAAGGAUGAUGUCAAUGCAGAGCUCGAAAAGCUGAGGCUUGAACUGAGACAUAAACAGGGGGCAUACAAACUUGUUCAGGAUGAGUCUGUGGAUGCAUCUCAUCAGGUGGAUGAAUUAGCUGCAAGACGCAUGGAAGGGGAAGUUCAAUUAAGAGCGAUACAGUCCAGGGUGGAUAAGGCCAAUGACGAGAUACUGGAAGGGAUGGCACAUAGAUGUGCCGCAGAGGAGGUAACUGCCCGUGUUAAGGAUCUUGUAAGAGUGGAGGUUAUGCAGAAAAAUAGGCUGCUGGCACAGGCAUCCAAAGACGCUGAUCAGAAGUCUAGAUUGGAGCAGCUCUUUGUACUUCAAGGCAACUCGUACUCGACGUUCUCUUGGGAGGAGAUUGAUAGCGCCACAUCAUCAUUCUCAGAGUCUCGAAAGAUCGGAACUGGAUCUAAUGGAACUGUAUACAAGGGCUAUCUCAAUCACUUAGAUGUAGCAAUCAAGGUCCUCCAUUCUAAUGACAACACCAGCACCAAGCAUUUCAACCAAGAGCUCGAGGUUCUGAGCAGGAUACGCCACCCACACUUGUUGAUGCUGCUCGGAGCCUAUCCUGACAGGGGCUGCUUGGUGUACGAGUACAUGGAGAAUGGCAGCCUCGCGGACCGUCUGCAACGCAUAAACGGCACACCACCAAUUCCAUGGUUUCACCGCUUCCGCAUCGCCUGGGAAAUUGUGUCGGCCCUCGUGUUCCUUCAUAGCACAAAGCCCAGCCCUAUCAUCCACCGUGACCUGAAGCCUGAAAACGUGCUCCUCGACGUCAACUUUGUCAGCAAGAUUGGUGAUGUUGGCCUGUCAACACUAGUCCCACUGAAGGAGUCUUUGUCCAGCCGUACAGUGUACAAGAAGACUGGUCUGGCAGGCACACUGUUCUACCUAGACCCAGAGUACCAGAGAACUGGGCAGGUGUCUGUGAAGUCUGACACAUACUCUUUUGGCAUGGUGAUCCUUCAGCUGCUGACGGCAAGACCACCGAUCGGAUUGCCGGAGCUAGUGGAGCGAGCAGUGGAAGAUGGGGAACUUAGGGAUAUCCUGGAUGAGAGUGCAGGGAACUGGCCCCUGAAAGAAACGAAUGAUCUAGCUCAGCUGGGCCUCAGCUGUCUGGAAAUGCGGAGCAAGAACCGGCCCGACCUCAGGAGCGUAGUGGCGGUAGAGCUGGAACGGCUGAAGCAUAUCGUGGCCACUGCGUCGGAGCCGGCGCAGGCCAUGCCAGGCUUACCCGAGCCACCCAGCCACUUCAUGUGCCCAAUACUCAAGAGAGUGAUGCAGGAUCCGUGCAUCGCCACGGACGGGUACUCGUAUGAGCGCAACGCGAUCGAGAUGUGGCUGUGUGAGAAUGACGUGUCGCCGAUGACGAAAGCACGGCUGCCUGACAAGACUCUUGUGCCUAACCGGUCUCUUCUGUGUGCGAUCACAAGCUGGAGGUCUGAGGGGGGAGACAUCUGAUCGAGGCUAAUGGUAAAUAGUUAGUCUAACCACACAGCUUUAGGCCAUGCCAGCUUCUGCAUAAAGUGAAGGAGCAAUUCUGCAACUAUAAUUGCCAUCCUCGGUAAGCAGGAGGAGUAGUAAUCUCCAGGAGGAGGGAGAUGGUAAAACAAUGAUUGACAGCGCAAUGAUGCCUAGCUCUUGUCAGUUUUGAGUUUUGCAUUUGUGCAGUGCCAGAUAUAUAGUCCUUCAGAUUUUUGAUGAUUUUUGAGUCUUAUCUUUUUAGUUGCGCAACUAU
Molecule: messenger RNA, 2662 nt
Organism: Lolium rigidum
Lineage: Eukaryota; Viridiplantae; Streptophyta; Magnoliopsida; Poales; Poaceae
Product: U-box domain-containing protein 52-like
Exons: 9
Coding region: 1-2385 (794 amino acids)
Biological process (GO): protein phosphorylation; protein ubiquitination
Molecular function (GO): ubiquitin-protein transferase activity; protein kinase activity; ATP binding
Source: RefSeq, a predicted model, not a curated record